Hydra vulgaris (swiftwater hydra) is the source of this 2430-nucleotide messenger RNA. RefSeq names its product S-adenosyl-L-methionine-dependent tRNA 4-demethylwyosine synthase TYW1. Lineage: Eukaryota; Metazoa; Cnidaria; Hydrozoa; Anthoathecata; Hydridae. Gene Ontology annotation, molecular function: 4 iron, 4 sulfur cluster binding; FMN binding; lyase activity. The record is from RefSeq and is a predicted model, not a curated record. Gene Ontology annotation, biological process: wybutosine biosynthetic process.
UUCUUGAAUUACAGGGAAUAAAAAGAUUUUUUAAGAUGAAAGCCCUAGGUAUCUUUAAUCUGUCGAUGAUGUUUUUAUUUGCAUGGUGCUCUUUAAGUGAAGAUGAAUAUAAGUCUGAUACUUGGCAAUAUGAUUUUGUACUGUGGUGGAGUUAUGCUAAGUUUCCUUUAGCAACAUUUGUUCUUGCAUCCACUUUGACAACAUGGCUUUUUAUUUAUUUUAACAGAGAUCGAUUUCAACUAAAAGGCAAACGUGUUGAAGUUGAAAAUACACCUUUCAAAGUAUAUUAUGGAACUCAAACUGGAAAUGCUAAGUAUUUUAGUGAAAUAUUUAAAGAGUAUGCAGAAAGCAAUGGCAUAAAAACAUCUGUUAUCAACAUGAAAAAUUGUGAACCUGAAGAAGUUCUACUUGAAGAGACAGACAGUAAUUCUCUUUGUGUUUUUAUCAUAUCGACAUAUAUGGGUGGUUCUCCUCCAGAGAGUGCAACCUGGUUUUGCACCUACCUAAAAGAAGCUAGUGAUGAUUUUCGUGUUCAAAAGAAUUUACUUAAAGGAUUGAAGUACACUGUGUUUGGUCUUGGCAACUCGUUAUAUGAAGACCACUAUAAUACUGUUGCUAUUAGUUUGGACAAAUGGCUUCAUAAACUAUAUGCUAAUAAAGUAUUCCCACUUGGACUUGGUGAUGAGAAUGUAUCAAGAAAAGAAAAAGGAACAAUCAGUGAUGAUUUUACAACCUGGAUGAAAACUCUUGUUCUUGAAUAUCAAAAAAGUCAGUGUUUUACUGUGGAAAAUAAAACCAUAGGUGAAAAAAAAGUAGAAGAAGAGAAAAAGUAUGAAAGCGAAAGUGAAGAUGAGUCAACUGCUGGAAGUGGUGGUGGUGGGUGUAAAUCAACCAGUGGAACAAGUGGAAUAAUUGAUGUUGAAGAUAUAGGAAAAGUUAUCAACAACCAAAAUCAAGAUGAAUAUGAUGAAUCGUUUGUGGGAGAAAAAACUGCACCAGUUAAUCGUGAGAUGGUUACCCCUUUAUUGAAAAAGUCAUUGGAAAAACAGGGGUACAAAAUUAUUGGAUCACAUUCUGGUGUAAAAAUAUGUAGAUGGACAAAGUCAAUGAUGAGAGGUAGAGGAGGUUGUUACAAACACACAUUUUAUGGUAUUGAAAGUCAUAGAUGUAUGGAAACUACACCAAGUCUUGCUUGUGCAAAUAAAUGUGUUUUUUGUUGGAGGCAUCAUACAAAUCCUGUUGGUACAGAAUGGAAAUGGGCAAUGGAUGAUCCAAAUAUUAUUGUUGAAAAAGCUAUGGAAAACCACUACAAAAUGAUUAAGCAGUUUAAAGGCGUUCCAGGUGUCAAGUUAGACAGAUUCCAAGAAGCUAUGGAUAUUCAACAUUGUGCUUUAUCACUUGUGGGAGAACCAAUAAUGUACCCAGAAAUCAACAAGCUAAUAAAUCUUUUGCACGGAAAAAAAAUUUCUACAUUUUUGGUAACCAAUGCUCAAUUUCCAGAUGCUAUCAAACAGUUAAAGCCUGUAACUCAGCUUUAUGUAAGUGUUGAUGCUGCAACAAAAGAAAGUUUAAAACGAAUCGACAGGCCUCUAUUUCGUGACUACUGGCAACGAUUCUUAGACAGUUUAUCGGCUUUAUCUGAAAAGGGUCAACGGACUGUGUACCGGCUUACGCUAGUUAAAGCUUUCAAUACAGAAGAAAUUGAAUCCUACGCAAAAUUAGUUAGUCUUGGACAACCAGGUUUUAUUGAAGUCAAGGGUGUAACCUAUUGUGGAGAAUCAAAAGCAUCAAGUUUGACCAUGGAAAAUAUUCCAUGGCAUGAAGAAGUUGUAAGUUUUGUCAAAACAUUAGCUGAAUCUCUUCCUGAUUAUGAGUUAGCGUCAGAACACGAGCAUUCAAAUUGUGUUCUUCUAUGUCAUAAAAGAUUCAAAAUAAACAAUAAGUGGCAUACUUGGAUUGAUUAUGCAAAGUAUCAUGAAUUAAUUAAAGCUUAUGAAGAUUCAAACGGAAAGAAAACAUUUUCGGAUAUGGAUUAUUUAGCUCCAACACCUGAAUGGGCAGUCUUUGGUGAUGACAGAAAAGGUUUUGAUCCUAAUGAAAGUAGGUGGCAUAGAAAGAAGAAAAAGGAUAUUAGUGGUUGUUAAUGGCUUCGAUGAUCCUAUCAACUAAAAUUUCAAGAACUUCAUUAGAUAAUUUGGGCUUUGGGCUUUGGGCUUUGUUUAUGUUCUCUACCAUAAAUAGAUUUGUAUAUACUCACUACCAAUCAUGUUUGGCUUUAAUGCAUUCAAGCAGUGAUUUGAUGCAACAUUUCAAACUUUAUUAAUUUGUAAGCUAUGUAAUUUAAAGGCUAUGUAAGUUACACAAGUAAAUUUUAUAGCUCAAAAAAAUGUACUUACACAUUUAAUAACCAAUUAAAUGAUGUUAACAUUA